CUUGAAAGAGUUGCAGGAUCUGACUUGGGAAAGUUGCUCUUUGGCUCUUUGCCAUUUUCACUGCAACAUUUCUCACAGCCCCCCCCCCUCCUGCUCUCCUGGUGAAAUUUAGCAAGAUGAACAAGUAUCUUCUCCUCAGUUUUUCUGUUCUGAUCUUCUGUGCAGUUGGUCACUGUCUAAUAUGCAACGUUUGCAAGUUUAAAGUCGGCAGUGUUUGUAUUAAUUCUGAUGAUCCCUGUCGAGCGAAGGAAGGCCAGCAGUGUGAGACGACCAAAGUUUACACAGGCAGUCUAAAGCUUUUCACGAAACAGGACUGCAGCAAAAUGACUGAACUCUGCAACAAGACCGAACAAAGGGAUGAUGUUUUUGACAUGCAUUACAAUCGCACUUGUUGUACUUUUGACUUAUGCAAUGGGGGAACGCUCAGCCAACCUAGCCUCACCCUCUUUACUGGCCUCAGCUUGGCCCUUGGUUUGUGGCUUACACGUUAACUUAUAAAUCAAAACAGCAACAAUAGUGGAAGGCUAUGCUUUUCUCACCCUGAAACAACCCUAAGACCCAAGACCCCAGUCUCUCACACGCUCAGCUCACCUCUCAUGCCUAGACAGAUGAAUUUAAAAACCCAGCAAUUGAAUACCCUCAACAUCUUAAUGUUGAUUCUACUGUAAUCAGGAAAAUUUUGUGUGGUGCAUUUUCUUGUUCAUUAAAGAUUUAAGACAA
Ahaetulla prasina is the source of this 720-nucleotide messenger RNA. Its product is annotated as lymphocyte antigen 6 complex locus protein G6c-like. NCBI's taxonomy places the organism in Eukaryota, Metazoa, Chordata, Lepidosauria, Squamata, Colubridae. The coding region runs from base 117 to 491 and encodes 124 amino acids. The transcript has 3 exons. The record is from RefSeq and is a predicted model, not a curated record. Gene Ontology annotation, cellular component: protein-containing complex; external side of plasma membrane.